AUGAGCACGUUGUCGAAUCGACAACGAUUUAAUCAGAUCCAACCUCCACAAAAACUGUAUGAAAAGCUGGAACGACUAGGGUUUGGAUCCCUGCGACAGACGAAACGGUACGCGUGGAAAAGAAAUAACAAAACUGCACCUGCUGCUGCUGCUGCUGCUCAGUCAGCACCCAAAGAGCUGGAAUACAAGUUUCCAUUACUUUCCUUUUUCGCAGGCGCUAAAACACCGGCAUCAUUCCCGCCUGAGGAUCUGGGAGAAGUAGCCGUGGUAGGCCGAUCCAAUGUUGGCAAAUCCACUUUACUCAACAGUCUGGCAGCAACAACUGUUGUUCGUGUCUCGGAUAAGCCUGGUUUGACGCAACAAUUGAACUUCUUCUCGGUGGGCAAGCUGUUUUAUAUGGUGGACAUGCCAGGCUAUGGUUUUGCAUUGGUGGAUGAACAAGAACGUCAGCAAUGGCGACAGCUAAUGGAAUCCUACAUAGCAAGUCGAAAGACAUUAAAGAGGGUUUACUUAGUGAUCGAUGCGCGUCAUGGUCUCAAAGUUGCAGAUCUUGACUUUUUACAAAUGCUUGACAGCAAAAAGGUCAAAUUUCAGAUUGUCAUGACCAAAAGUGAUAUACCCGUAUUACCCACACUUGCUCGACGCAUCAUCACUGUUCAAGAAGGUAUCCGAGGCUUCCGUAAUGCUGUACAAGAUGUACUAGUUGUGAGCUCAAAGAGUGGAGCCGGUAUCAAUCAAAUGAGAAAAGAAAUGUUGUUUUUAAUGGGUCAUUUACGAAAUCGAAAAGAGUCUAAUCAAACAAAGUAA
Molecule: messenger RNA, 807 nt
Organism: Zychaea mexicana
Lineage: Eukaryota; Fungi; Mucoromycota; Mucoromycetes; Mucorales; Lichtheimiaceae
Product: P-loop containing nucleoside triphosphate hydrolase protein
Exons: 5
Coding region: 1-807 (268 amino acids)
Molecular function (GO): GTP binding
Source: RefSeq, a predicted model, not a curated record